Messenger RNA from Gossypium raimondii (Peruvian cotton), 2884 nucleotides. Its product is annotated as kinesin-like protein KIN-8A. Bases 222 to 2567 code for a protein of 781 amino acids. Gene Ontology annotation, biological process: microtubule-based movement. Gene Ontology annotation, molecular function: microtubule motor activity; microtubule binding; ATP binding. The transcript is spliced from 7 exons. The record is from RefSeq and is a predicted model, not a curated record. Lineage: Eukaryota; Viridiplantae; Streptophyta; Magnoliopsida; Malvales; Malvaceae.
CCAACCGUUGAUAACAUCACCAUCAGCCCAUCGCCUUUGAUAUAUUCCCUAUUCUUUCCCUCUCUUUUAGCUUUCUCUUCUCCAUUUCCAAAUCUUCCAUUUUUCUUUUCCAGGAUAAUAGUUUCCUUCCUACAUUCUUGCAUUUUCAGCAGUUUUUUUCUCAAUUGGGUGUUUAAAAAACCCAUCUUUGGGUAUGUUUGGAUAGUGAGAAAAAUCAUAGAAUGCCAGUAUCAACAAGGUCUCAGAUCAGCAGCACCCAAGAUGAGCAGCAAAGAAGUAGAAGCAGAAGAUCAAAUGAAGAAACAGAAGAAGAAACCCAGAUGAGCAAUGUUACUAACAAUUUCACAUUCAGGAAUCCACAUCAUGGGUUGAAGGAGAAAAUGAGAGCUUUAACUCUUUUAUAUGAGCAACAAAAGAAAGCUUCUGCCAUUGUUAGGAACAAUAAUAUUAGUAACCCAUCAUCAUCCCCAAAGCCUGAUCAAGAGAAGCGUUCUACAUCUCACCCAAGCGCUGAUCUUCUCACUUCUUGCCAAAGACAAGAGCAAAAGGAUCCCAAAUUCAACAAUGUUAUGAGGGAAAACACUGUGCCACUAUUGCCUACGAUGGCUAACCCUACAGUGAGUAAAACUUUCGUGUUGCCUGAACCACCUUUGGAUGAUGGAAAGGAGAAUCUUUUGAUUGGUACUGAUAAGAUUAUUGGGUUUCCUUCUUGUGCAAGAAAGGCGGAGACGGCAAAGACUACGGUGGUGAGGAAGCUGUCAAUGGUGGGGACUAGGAAUGUUCAAGAACAGGAGAAAAUGGAGACCUAUGCCAAGACAGAGAAAAAUGGGAGAAUUGGUGGAGAUGAAAGUAGGAUCCAUGUGUUUGUGAGGCUUAGGCCUAUGGCUAAGAAAGAAAAGGAAGCUGGUUCAAGAUGCUGUGUCAAGAUCGUGAACAAGAAAGAUGUUUACUUGACUGAGUUUGCUAAUGAAAAUGAUUAUCUUAGACUGAAGAGGCUUAAAGGUAGACAUUUUAGUUUUGAUGCUUCAUUCCCAGAUUCCACUACUCAACAUGAAGUUUAUACAACCACGACAGCAGAGCUUGUGGAAGAAGUUCUGCAGGGACGGAAUGGCUCGGUGUUCUGCUAUGGCGCGACAGGAGCUGGUAAAACUUAUACAAUGCUAGGCACCUUAGAAAAUCCAGGGGUGAUGGUUUUGGCAAUAAAAGAUCUGUUUACAAGUAUUAGGCAAAGGAGCUUUGAUGGAAACCAUGUAGUUCAACUCUCCUAUCUCGAGGUCUACAACGAAACCGUUCGGGAUUUACUCUCACCCGGAAGACCUCUAGUCCUUAGAGAAGAUAAGCAGGGAAUUGUUGCAGCCGGUAUUACACAAUACAGGGCUUAUUCCACGGAUGAAGUGAUGGCAUUGCUUCAAAGAGGAAACCAAAACCGAACCACCGAACCAACUCGGGCGAAUGAAACAUCUUCACGGUCCCAUGCAAUUCUUCAGGUUGUAGUUGAAUAUAGAGUCAAAGAUGCUUCAAUGAAUAUCGUUAAUAGAGUUGGAAAGCUCUCACUCAUAGAUCUUGCCGGUUCUGAAAGAGCCCUUGCGACGGAUCAGAGAACACUUAGAUCAUUGGAGGGAGCAAACAUUAACCGGUCACUUCUAGCUCUGAGCAGCUGCAUCAAUGCCCUCGUUGAGGGUAAGAAACACAUACCGUACAGAAACUCGAAACUCACUCAACUCUUGAAAGACUCGUUAGGUGGAGCUUGUAACACUGUAAUGAUUGCUAAUAUCAGUCCUAGCAAUCUCUCAUUUGGUGAAACACAAAAUACCCUGCACUGGGCUUACCGGGCAAAGGAAAUCCGAACCAAGACAAGUGACACAAAUGAGGAGGUAAUUCAAGUAUCCGAAACCGGAACUGAUCAGGCAAAGCUUUUGCUUGAACUGCAGAAGGAAAAUCGCGAAUUGCGAGUACAACUGACAUGCCAACAGCAAAAGUUGCUAACCCUUCAAGCACAAUCUUUAGCUGCAAAUGCUUCACCUCCAACCCCCUCUUCGGUUAUGUCUCUCGAAACUCCAUCUACAGCCCAGCCAAAAGAGAAAAGCAAACCUAGAUCCACCUUCUUAACCAGAACCUGUUUCACACCAGAAUCCAAAAAGAGGGGACCAGAAGAAGCGGUAGUUAAAGAGCUUAGACUGACUGUAAAGGCUUUGGAACUAGAAAUGGCAAGAAUGAAGAAAGACCAUGCCACACAGUUAAAGCAGAAAGAUGAUAUUAUUCGCGAGCUUUCAAGAAAGAAUGAAAAAACAUCAGAAGUGGGUGUGAAGAAGGGUGUCACAAGAGCUAGCUUGCGGCCGAAGGAACCAAACCCUGGGGAAUUGAAGAGCCCAAGUCAUCGCUUUCAAUCACCAGUUCCGACAGCCAAAAAAAGAAGUUUCUGGGAUAUAACAACAGCUAACAGCCCUUCAGUCACUACACUCAAUGGAAGAAAAACUAGAAGCCAUGUCAUUUCAGAACCUGUUGCAGCUCCCUCUAUGCUACCUCAGCCGGGAUUUGCUCGACAGAGACCUGAUGUUCACAAGUAACGACGAAGAGAAAGAAACAGAAAAGGAAAUUGUGGUUUGACAGUGUAGCAUUGUCAAACCUUCCCAUUUCAUUCUCUACACAAACUGAUUGCUCAACAAUGAAGCACAAGUUAUUGCUUGCUAAGUGGUGUAUUGAUUUUUUACUAAAUAUGUCCCCCUUUUUUUUUCCUCAUUUGAUUUCUUCUCAUUAAGGUCACCAACAAUUACUCCAUUGAUGUGUUUAUUUUUUUCAAGUUGAAGCUCUUGGAGCAUUUGGAGACCCAAAUAUUCAUGUAUAUUUAAGUUGUUUUUAUUCAUAAUUUUUAAAAAUUGACUAA